CUUCGGCUGCUGUCUGCAAACUGGAAAGUCCCCUUCAGACAGAGGUUCGCGUCAGGAAAACUGCUGUUAGCCUUGUCAUUUUAAAUUAGGUAUAUUAAAUUUUCCUUCCAUUCGAUGCAUCCAUAGAUCUACAUUUCUAGGUGUUAGUUCAGCUCUGGAUUAUUAUUAUUAUUUUUAGCUAACCGAUUAGAUGUUCCCUUUGUAGUGCUAGCUGGUGUUAGCAGGCUAGCUCUUUGUGUGGCUAGCUGCUAGCCGAGCGAUGUUUUGUUGUUAAACUGAGCAGCCCCCCCGUCGUCUGGGAAGGAGAUUCAUCAGCUGUGUAUGGAAAAAACGCCCCAUUGACGCCUUCUUUUCCUCUGCCGCUGUCUGUGAAAGUGACCCUUAAAAUUAGUAAAGCGAAGCUGACAGAGGGGAGAGUUUGAUUGAAGAGGGAGGAGAUGGGAAACUGUCUGAAAUCUCCCACUUCGGAUGACAUUUCUUUGCUACAUGAAUCUCAGUCGGACCGGGCCAGCUACGGAGAUGGUACUGAUCCCGAUCAGGAGCCGCCGCCCCCAUAUCAGGAGCAAAUCCACGUGCCUGUCUACCACCCAACGCCCAGCCAAACCCGGCUGGUCACUCAGCUGACCGAAGAGGAGCAGAUCCGAAUCGCCCAGCGCAUCGGACUUAUCCAGCACCUCCCAAAGGGCGUGUAUGACCCGGGAAGGGACGGCUCAGAGAAGAAGAUUAGAGAGUGCGUCAUCUGUAUGAUGGACUUUGUCUAUGGAGACCCCAUCCGGUUCCUGCCCUGCAUGCACAUCUACCAUAUGGACUGUAUAGAUGACUGGCUGAUGAGAUCCUUCACCUGCCCCUCGUGCAUGGAGCCUGUGGAUGCUGCACUGCUUUCUUCUUAUGAGACCAACUGACACAAACACCUUUGGACCAAACUGGACACACACAAACCUAUAUAAAUAUAUACCCACACACAUGGAAUAUGCAUACAAAUGAAAAUACACACAACACUUCCAUCCUUGCUGUAUCCUGGAUUAGUAAGAUGGUGAUAUAAAAGCAGUGCUCAUGUUAAAGAUAUAUGAUGACCUGUUCUGUGUGUGUGUGUGUGGGUGUGCGUAAGUGUUUGUGUAUUUGUGUAUGCACAAUUUCCUCAGUUGGCCUGCUGGACAGGAUUACAUCUGGGAAAAGACUGGAAGAAUGAAGGGUUUUUGUUCUAAGGAUAAGCAGGAAGAAGCUGCACUGAGGAAAGAAAUGAAAGACUGGAGCUGGUGGGGGUGGGGGGGUACAUCGGGGCAUUGUAAAGGGACAUCAAAGGUAAUGGAUGGUGGAUUAAUUGUUAUGGUUCAAAAACUUUUUCAAAGUCUGGUUUUAAAUUUGCCAUACACGCACCCUCUUCCUUAACUUUAGUUGGCGUGAUUGAAAUGAGCCUGAGAGACUGCAGGACUGCUGACACCUGAUUACUGUAAUGUCGCGCUGCAGGAAGAGGGGGCAGGAAUUCAGAAUCCUUCAGAAAUGCUGCCAGAUGACUCUCUCAGUCAAAAAUGCUGCAAAGACUGCUGUAGAUGCAGACAUGUGGUUUAAAGACUGCUAGAGAUGGACAUCAGACUUUAGACUAACUUUUUUUUUUUUUUUUUUUCUCCAGACAUACCAGAGACCUGUUCUCGUCUUUGGUAGACGGACCUCGAGUCGUCUCUGUACAGAUCUUUGCUGUGAAAAAUCAGAUCAGUUGUUUGGUGGAGUCACUGUACCGUAAAAUCUGCUCUUUGUUUCUUUCCAGUCAGCAUAAGGGCUCUGAUAAACCAGUGUUUACCACCAACACAGCCGUGAUAAAAGGAAGUACAGUGUGCGCUGUAGUCACUGAUGUAGAAGUGGUAGCGUUUUGCUGUCAAGGUUUUUACUUCUUAUUGAGUGAGAUCGCAGAUUAUUGGCCAAAGCACAAUAAACCAGUUAACGAACCAUAAAUACACACUAGAUAUUUGCACUUCUUAAUCAGACCAGAGAUAAGAGGACCAUAUGCAUUUGUAAUUAUUUGAAUGUAAAAUAUCUGAUUUGCUUUACGUACAUCCUCAUUACCACUGCAAUGACUUGUAAUGAAAGCCACUGCCUCUGUGGACCAGGAGUUGGUACUUAAUUUAUUACAGAGAUUAACCAAACUACUGAAUUAAUUCCAAGGAUUGCGCCCCUGUUUGUGCUAAAGACAAAAUUAAAGCAUAAAUAAGGUUGGGCUCAUUUAAUGUGCUUGCAUUUAAAAAAAAAAAAAAAAAAAAAAGUUUCAUUUAACUUCUUGUCCUGCAAAACUUGCGACUUUGUGUCUAAAACUACAUUUAGACACAAAACACGUAGGCUGGCUGCCGCCACCAUCAGGCAGCAGAAAACUAUCAGGAUGUGGUCAGAAUUGCGAUGUAUAGGCUUAUGUGCAGUUUCAAUUUAGAAAUGUUCUAUUUCUAUGCAUUUUUAUUUUCCUCAUUUACUUGGCAUCGAGUUGAUACCUCUGUAAAGGAUCUCCUUGCCACAUUAUAAACUGUCUAUUGCCCAAGUCACCCGGUUUACAAUAAAAGCACAAAGAAAUAUAAAGUUUUCUUUUAUGGUGUCCUAACUUUACCAUGUGAGUGAGUCUGUAAAUGUAAAUCCUGCAGGAAAUGGUCAAUCUUUAAGCUCCCCUUGCAUUGUGGGAUUGAUGUGGGUCAAAGUUUGAAUUUGCCUUUAGUGAUCUGUGAAUGCUUUUUCAAGGCUUUAUGUGUGUUUUUUACAGAAUUUGGUGGGUGGACAAGGUCGGUGGCAGGCAGUACCUUAGUUUUUGCACAGUACUGUCAUGUACUUAACUCUUUAUGUUGUGAAUUGUCCUCCAUCAUUAAGGUGGAACUCCAUGGCCUUAGGUUAUACACAAGUGAAGGGUUGAUAUCUGUUGCUAAAGUGUGAGGAGUCUAGCUAAUUAAAAGAAACAAGUGGGGGGUGAUGGGGAGACUGUUUAGACUGGAAAUGCUGCUGCUGAGCUGUCAGACAUUAUACAUGUCAUGUAAUGAAGAAUUCAGGAGGUGUGUCAGAAAAUGUCCCACUACAUUGUCACAAAACUAAUAAAUGAACUGUGUGUGUGUAUCGUGGUUUCCUUUUGGUUCCCUCUCUUUAGGUCUGUGCUCGCGUCCCACGCCUUCUGCAUUCUUCGUUAGUGCUGCGGUAAAGCAGAUGACACAUUUUUCCUCUGGUUUCAGUCUGGACUUGAUCAAAGCGAGGUGGAGCCCACCAUGCAAAAAACUGUGGUAAUAAACAUGCCGUCGUAUUUGAC
Molecule: messenger RNA, 3271 nt
Organism: Archocentrus centrarchus (flier cichlid)
Lineage: Eukaryota; Metazoa; Chordata; Actinopteri; Cichliformes; Cichlidae
Gene: rnf11b
Product: ring finger protein 11b
Exons: 3
Coding region: 438-902 (154 amino acids)
Biological process (GO): ubiquitin-dependent protein catabolic process
Cellular component (GO): ubiquitin ligase complex
Molecular function (GO): ubiquitin protein ligase activity
Source: RefSeq, a predicted model, not a curated record